Messenger RNA from Ectocarpus siliculosus, 3496 nucleotides. The record is from the annotation of a GenBank genome assembly. Lineage: Eukaryota; Phaeophyceae; Ectocarpales; Ectocarpaceae.
AUGAUGUCUUCGGCGGCGUUCGAGCGCUCCUUGAGAGGGGGGGCAUCAUCUUCGUCCUCGUCGAUGGCUACCUCCUCCUCCUCCUCCUCGACAUCCUCGCUGAGGCCCCCCAAGAAGAAGAGCGUCACGUGGGACGACGACGAGGUGCUUCCGGACGACAGCGGCGGCGAAUCCGGCGUGCUUCGGAACAGUAGCAUCGCCUGCACCAACACCAACAACGGGGGUGUAGCAGCAGCAGCAGCCGGGGCAGGUGCAAUCCACGAGCCGCAGAGCUUCGACCACCUCCGAGUGCCGGCCAAGCCUUCGGCGAGCAGCACCCGAAUCGUCGACGCGGCCGCGAACCAACACCACCUCGGCGCGGGCUCGGCUGGCGGCGGCGGCGGCCUGUUAGCCUCCGCCCGCAAGAGGGUGGGAGCGGCGGAGCAGACGCGAGGCAUCCAGAUGGGGCCCCUACGAGUGCGGACCCCGGCCAAACCCAAGCGGUCUCGCGCGGACGCGACGCCCUUCCACGCCCCGUCCUCUUCUUCCGUUCCCGCUCCCAGCGCGGGCGCCACACACAACUACCUCCGGCGCGGCGGCGGCACGGCGGCGGCGGCAGCCGCAGCGGUCGCGUCGUCGCCGACUAAUAGAUCGUCUCCUACUUCCGCCGCCGGUGCCGCUGCCCGCCGCCCGAGGAGUCCAAGCCUGGCAAGGUCGCCUACUGCCGCCGGUGCUGGCAGAUCAUCUCCCCCGCUCCAUCUAAGUAGAAUCCCUCGCGCCGCCGAGCCGACUGCUGCCAGGCCCGGCGCGGCGGCUACACCCGGGGCCGCAGGCAGCACCAGGAAUCGCAGCAGCCCCCGUCGGCAGAGGCACAUGUCCUCGAGCCAAGCGCUACGCAACGUCGCCGGGGGCAACGGCGAAGACGACGACGACGCCGAGGCUACCUUCAUGGAGGACAACAACGGAGAUCACGGCGGGGGUGCGGAGGGAGACGGCAACGGCGGUGCGGCGGCCCCUGUGGACGGCCCAUCCCCGAUGUCUCUCCUGUCGAACACUCUCUCAGCAAUCGGCCUCGCGGUCGGGGUAAAUUCCUGCGGAAAGCCACCCAGGUCGCCCAGGGCUAGCAAGGGCUCCCCCAGGCUCAGCGUUAGCGGUAGCGGCAGUUCCCCGAGGGUUUCUCCGAGGAGCUCUCCGAGAGCUGCUCCGAGAAGCCGCACGUCGCCGUUUUUCGACACUUCCGGGAGCGGCGGCGGCUGCGAGGGCCUCCCGCGUAUGCUGGAAGAAGACGAGGAAGAAGACUUCCCCCUGGGCGUGACUCGGCAAUCUCUGGAGAGCCGAUUGGCGGACGCGGCGGCCGCGAGCUCGAGCCUGGCGGCCGUCGCUCACAGGGCCUCCUUGGAAAACAUGCAGAACAACAGCCCGGCUACCUCGCUGAGCCCUUUCACCAAGAGCAGCACCACAGUCAGGCGGACCUCGACUAGCCGCUACAACGUCAACGGCGAGCCGAGCUCCGUGGUGUCGGAGGAGGUCAGCGAAGAGUCGUCGGUCACGGUAACCUCCGCCGCCUGCGGGUGCCACCACCAGCAUGGCUGCGCCAUCGGGGCCAUCGGCGGGCAGAUGCCGGCGGGCGAGAACGGUUUCUCGGUCGAGGUCCGGGACCGGCUGAAGGAGCUUCAGGGGAGGACGUCCACGCUGGAGCAGGAGAAGGUCAACCUCACGCUGGCCCUGGCGCCGCUCGAGGAGAGGCUGCAGGCGAAGGAGAGGGCGUGGGAGUCGGAGCGGCGCGAGCUCGUGUCGAGGUCGGAGGCGAACCUGAGGAGCGCGAGGGUCGCGGAGGACAGGUGCCGCGAGGUGGAGAGGCGCAAGUCCGAGAUGGAGGAGGAAAGGCACUCGCUGGACGCGGAGCUUCGGCGGCUGAGGGGGGAGAUCGAGCAGAGGGAGAGCAAGACGGCGGCCAGCUUCUGGCAGAGGACGGUGGCGGCCGACAGGGAGAAGACGCGCCUGGAGAACGCCCUAGACCAAGCCGAGGCAAAGGUGGUGACCUUGGGUAAGGAAAAAUCCGAGCUUGAGGCAGGGUUGAUGCCCAUCCAGUCCGAGAACAGCUCUCUCAAGUUCCGGCUCAUCGAGGCAGAAAAGGAGAAGGAGCGUAAAGCUGGGGACGACAUCUCCAACUUGAGAAUGGAAAUGCAGCGGCUUCAGGAGACGAUCUGCAGCCAGGCCGAUCGCGUGGUGGCGGCCUCCAUGUCCGAGCUAAGCCCAACCAAUGACACCGGCGGCCGGGCCAUGGUGACAGCGCAAGCGGAAACAGGAUCGGCGGUUGCGCUAUCAGACGCCACACUCUCGUCGGAGGCGGCUCGCAUCAGGCAGCAGGAGCUGUCCAGCCUGAGGACUCGGCUGGAGGCCUCCCUGGAGCGAACCAGGGUGCUCGAGAAGCAGGUGGAGGAGGGGGAGGAGGAGCGCCGCCGCAUGCACAACGCCAUCCUGGACCUGACGGGCAGCGUGCGGGUGUACGUCCGCGCCAGGCCUUUCCUCAAGUCGGACGGAGAGCAGGCGACCGAUCAGGGCGAGGCAGUGGUUCGCUGCGGCGCCGACGCUACCUCGAUUGCGGUACUACCUCCGGACGCGCCCAACCGAUCUAUAUCCUGCGCAUUCGACCAUGUGUUCGGUGGUCACGCUAGCCAGGAGGACGUGUUCAAGGAGGUGUCGAGCUUCGUGCAGUCCGCGCUGGACGGGUACAAGGUGUGCCUGUUCAGCUACGGGCAGACGGGCAGCGGCAAGACCCACACCAUGACGGGCUCCGGGACCGGGAUGAUGAGGGGCAUCGUGCCCAGGGCGGUCGAGCACAUCCUGGCCAGGGUCGGGGAGCUUCAGGACGGCCCCUGGAAGUACGGCGUGCAAGCCUCCUUCCUCGAGAUCUACAACGAGGAGCUGCGCGACUUGCUGGUGGGGCACGGCGGCGGCGGCGGCGGCGACGGCUCCUCGGCGAAGCUGUCCAUCAAGAAGUCCGCGGGCGGGGGCACCGAGGUGUCCGGUCUCACCAAGUACGACAUCGACACCGACGACCAAGACCAAGGACUGGUGGAGCUGGGUGAGAUAAUGCGCGCGGCACAGAGGAGCCGUAGCGUCGCGUGCACGGCCAUGAAUGCCGAGUCUUCGCGCAGCCACAGCGUGUUCACCCUGUGGCUCACGGGGGUGGAUGCGUCUACGGGCACGACUCUCCAGGGGGUCCUCCACCUGGUCGACCUUGCCGGCAGCGAGAGGCUGGACCGGUCCGGUGUCGGGAACGACGCCCAGCGGCUGAGGGAGACGCAGGCGAUCAACAAGUCCCUCAGCUGCCUGGCGGACGUGUUCUCCGCCCUCUCGGCCAAAGCGUCGCACGUCCCCUUCAGGAACUCCAAGCUCACCUACCUCAUGCAGGACUGCUUGUCGGGGGACGGGAAGGCGCUCAUGUUCGUCAACCUGUCUCCGACGGCGGCGUCGGCGAACGAGAGCGUCUGCAGCCUCCGCUUCGCCAACC